AUGAGCAGGAAAUCAUUGGAAUCAAGGAAGUUAAUUGCUAGUGAACUACAAGCUCGAUUAAAUAACAUUGAGAUGAUGACCAGCAAAGACGAUAUAAUAAGGCAAUUAAACACUAAUAUAGUAUUUCGACAAGAAGAAGUUUUACGUGACCUUUGGAAAUUUAUUCAAUCUGACGAUGAUAUUACUUAUAUACUACAAGAAUCGUUAACAGACAAGAUUACAAGUGACGAAAAUAUAACGUAUCAUGAGUUAAUUCAGCUUGCCAAGACCACAAUGACAUCGAUCAUUAUAGGAAGGGAAGAUAUACAAGAUUACUUCAAUCAAUUAGGCUAUUACUUAAUCCAACAGUACAAGAAGAAAUUAUUUCGUAUGCAAUCUUUACUAGAGAAUUUUGAACGAGGCUCAUUAUGUAAUUUAGAUAUCUUACAGGAUUAUGACGAAAACAAAUUUCUCUAUGAUGAUCAAUAUACGACUCAAGAGAAGGUUAUCUUUGAUCUAAUAUCUCCAUUAUGGGUACCUAGCCGUUUUUCCACCAAUUUAAUUCAGUCAAUAGAAGAAAUAGAUGAUGAUGAAGUCAAUGAAAUUAUAGCCAAUUAUUGUCAACAUUUUGAUAGUGAAAAAUUGAUUAAAGAAAAAUUAAUAGUAUGGUUCAAGGCUAAAGUUAUCUCCAUUAUGGAAGAUUCGUUCCAGCGAUCUAAAGUUAUUGAGGCUAUGACUAUGAUGAUGAAACCUGUCAUUGAUUCGUUUGAUAAUUAUUUCAGUAUUUUACCAACGUUAUUCCAAUUCUAUCGCAACUUACUUCAGCAUAUACUAUCGGAUGAUAAUCAUACCGAAAAUGUUCCUAACGGAAAUGAUUCAUCCAAUCAAUUACUAACAAUCAAUCAGCAUCUAUCAAGGCUUGUCAUGCUAUUUAAUGUCAGAUAUGUACGACAAGCUGAAUUCAAUCCUAAUCAAUUAGUUGGUUAUGAUGAAAAUUAUUCAUUUGAUCAUAAUUCUACAGCUGCUUAUUCUACUUGUCAAUUACGGAAUAAGGAUGUUCAGUUCCUGCCUAUAACAUUGAAGAUAUUUAAUCGCAAGGUAUCAAGCAGAAAUAUUAUUAAACUAUUAAGUGAAGAAGAAGCUUUACGAAAGCUAAAUCAUAAAAAUAUUUUAACAUUUUAUGGCCUUGUAUCAUUGGAAGAUCGUGUCAACAACUUUACGAUGGCUUGUGAGAUUUGUCACUGUUCGUUGAAGAAAUUCUUCGAUUUCCAAAAUGAUUGCAUCCCUGCAGAUUUUCCCUUCCGAUAUAAUAAACAACAAUGUGCCUACAGGAAAAUUAAAAUUUUUGCAUUACAAAUAGCAGCUGGUUUGUGCUAUAUCCAUAAUGCGUGCUAUGUCCAUCCGGAUCUGUACUUGGAUAAUAUUCUGCUAAGCAUCGAUAACACUAUCAAGUUAUGUGAUCCAAGCGUAGUUUUUCAAUCUGCAUCUAUCGAUUCGAUCAAGAAUAGUCAACUACCAAUCUAUCCAGCUCCAGAAUAUUUAGCUGGUAACGUAUAUAACCAUAAAUGCGAUAUGUACCAUUAUGGCUUAAUACUACAUGAAAUGUGGUACAACAAACCAUUGAUAGACUUAUCCAAUUCGGCUAGUCUAUCGAAAGAUACUGUAGACAAGCUACUUCAAGGUGUUAAUCCCGAUUUUAGUAUUUAUCCUCCACCUCCUGAUUUAUGGCAAUACAUCAUUACUAAAUGCCUUCAAUUUGAUCCUAAUGAGCGGUUAUCGUCUAGUGAAUGCUAUAAAGCAUUACAAUAUCGUAGCGAUUAUGAAGAUCCCGAAGAAACGACCUCUCCAAUCAUCUGCUAG
Trichoplax adhaerens is the source of this 1839-nucleotide messenger RNA. RefSeq lists its product as uncharacterized. Gene Ontology annotation, molecular function: protein kinase activity; ATP binding. The transcript has 3 exons. Gene Ontology annotation, biological process: protein phosphorylation. Bases 1 to 1839 code for a protein of 612 amino acids. The record is from RefSeq and is a predicted model, not a curated record. Lineage: Eukaryota; Metazoa; Placozoa; Uniplacotomia; Trichoplacea; Trichoplacidae.